Eimeria tenella is the source of this 1371-nucleotide messenger RNA. RefSeq lists its product as uncharacterized. Gene Ontology annotation, molecular function: DNA-directed RNA polymerase activity; DNA binding. Gene Ontology annotation, cellular component: RNA polymerase I complex. Gene Ontology annotation, biological process: DNA-templated transcription. The coding region runs from base 1 to 1371 and encodes 456 amino acids. The transcript has 7 exons. Lineage: Eukaryota; Apicomplexa; Conoidasida; Eucoccidiorida; Eimeriidae. The record is from RefSeq and is a predicted model, not a curated record.
AUGGCAGCAGCAGCAGCAGCAGCAGCAGCAGGGCCAGCUGAGGAGGGAGAAGCAGCAGCAGAACUCGGUGCUGCUGCUGCUGCUACUGUUCUUGCCGAAAAACUCUCCCUGGCAAGGCUGGCAGAUGCCGCUGCGGAGCUCCUAGACCAGCAGCAGCAGCAGCACCAGCAGCAGCGGAAGCAGCAGCAGCAGCAGCAGGUGAACCCGUGGCUGCUGCUACGGCGGCAGCAGCUGCCGCUUGCUGCUGCGGCGGUUCGCCCCACAGCGGCUGCAGCAGCGCAGCAGCUGCGGCUGCUGCUGCAGAACCUAAAACGCAUGCAGAACAUGCCGCAGCAGCGACGCCAGCUGCUGCUGCUGCUGAGCUCCUCCCAGCUGCUGCAGCAGCAGCUGCCGAGAGUGGCUCAGCUGCUGCAGACCCAAAGGCUCUUGCCCCUUUACAUGCAGCCCAAACCCUGCAGCAGCAGCAGCAGCAGCAGCAAAGUAGCCGAUCCUUCUGGCGGUUCUUUCUCGCAGCUGAAGUACCCCCCGCCGAAUGUAGUGGUCGCGCUGCCCGGCGGCGGCGCCAUUGAGGGCAGCGCGAGGCUGCUGAAGGCCCGGCUGUAUCACCCUUCUUGGCUGUGGCAGCAGCAGCAGCAGCAGCAGCAGAGUGCUGCUGCUGCGUUUGCUGCGGGCUCCUUCGAGUCCCCUGCGCGCUACGUGCUGCAGACAGCAGCAGCAGCAGCAGCAGCAACGUCCACUAAGCAGAAGGCCCUGCUCUCGCCCUCCAUUCUAACCCAGGAGCGCAUGCGCGCGCUGCUGUCGCUGCGGUUUGGAGGCGGUUUGAAGGAGUUGGAUGAAAUGUUGGAUUCUUUUUUUAUGGGCUUUAUGGGCAAACUGGCUUCCCGCUCCACAGACAUUAUGAACGGAAAGUGCUUCUUAUAUCGCUUCCCGCGCAACGGUUUUGCCUCCAUGAUUAAGACGGGAGCAAAAGGUAGUAACGUCAACUACGCCAUGAUUUGUGUCUUCCUAGGCCAGCAGUCGCUAGAAGGGCGCCGCGUGCAGCCAAUGAGCAGCGGCAAAUCGCUGCCUGCUUUUGCUGCUGCUGAUUUCGGCAGUUUAGCUCGAGGGUUUGUUCUCUCUUCUUUCCUCACCGGGUUGCGAGAAGAGGAGUUUUAUUUUCACUGCAUGGCGGGCAGAGAAGGGCUGAUCGACACGGCAGUGAAGACUGCCAAAUCGGGCUAUUUGCAGCGCUCCCUUGUCAAGUCUCUCGAGGGCCUCCGCCUCGCUUAUGAUGGAUCUGUUAGAGAUUCUGACAACAGCAUUUUGCAAUUUGUUUACGCCGAUGAUGGACUCGAUCCUGCUGCUGCUGCUGCGCUGCAGCAUAUGCAGUGA